AUGGUCUACACAAUAAUUGUCCAUCUUGUUGCUAAACCUGAGCAUGUUGAUAAAGUAAAAGCAAAAUUAAUCGAAGCUAGUAGAGUUUACAAAAAUGACAAAGAAACAAUCGACUGGCAUGUUGCUCAAGAUGUCCAUGAUCCAUGCAAAUUUUCAAUCGUGGAGCGGUAUGAGCAAGAAAGUUCGCAAUCUUAUCAUUUAAACAAUCCCUACUGGAAAACAUUUGAUCCGUAUGUGAAGCCAUUGCUCGCCGAACCGAUGGAUUUAAGACGAGUUAGUGAAUUAGAUACAAGUAAAGAUGUCGACGUACCUCAGCACAAUAUUACUGAAAUAACUUAUCAAGAAUAA
Adineta ricciae is the source of this 348-nucleotide messenger RNA. NCBI's taxonomy places the organism in Eukaryota, Metazoa, Rotifera, Eurotatoria, Adinetida, Adinetidae. The record is from the annotation of a GenBank genome assembly.